GACUUCGUGUCGUGAUGAAGUGCGUUGUGAGCUCUGUUUAAUAUAUGUAGUCAGUUUGGAUACUUGAAGAGUUUGCCAAUUUGAGAUAGUUUCCUCUUAUUUACUUCCCCUACUGAAAAUGCUGUGGAAAAUAGUUUUGUUGACGUAUUUCCUCUCACAAGUGUCGCCUGCUAAGAUAGGUUAUUUUUGGCACAUAACUGACAUUCAUCUAGAUACCCACUACCACUCCUACAAAGACAAUAAUUGCUGGCGAGGAGGCACCAGCAGACUGACUCUAGGCAAGUACGGGGACUACAACUGUGACUCACCCUGGCCUCUUAUAGAGUCCGCCGUCCUGGCCAUGAAGGCCAAACAUGGAGAGAACAUAGAGUUCGUGCUCUGGACUGGGGAUGCACUGUCCAACCCCAGCCGCCAACACCUAGCAGACAACUUCGCCGCUGUCAGGAACCUGACUCAUUUGUUGAGCCACGCCUUUUCCAGCAGUUUUGUGUUCCCUGUCCUCGGUCACAACGACCCGAGGUCAGCCGCCGCCGAGACGCAACCUUACCGUCACCUCAGCUCCAUGUGGCGGAACUGGCUGCCACCAGAGGUCCUACACACCUUCAACAAAGGAGGGUUUUACUCAAUCGAGCAGAAGUCCCGGCGACUAAGGCUGGUUGCUCUCAACACCAACCUAUGGACCGGUGAGGAGGGUGGGGAGGAUCCUGGCGGGCAGUGGCAGUGGCUAGAGACUCUCAUGGCCAAGUCGUAUCGUCUCAAAGAAACCAUAUACCUGGUGGGUCACAUGGCCCCAGGCACGGACGAGCGGCUAGGCAGUCCUUCUCGUACCUCCAUGGCACCACGUCACAACAGCCGCUACCUGCGACUGGUUCGUCGCUACGCAGACAUCAUCACAGGCCAGUUCUUCGGCCACCUACACUCUGACACGUUCAGGGUAGUCUACAAUGAAGCAGGACGACCAGUGUCCAACAUUUUCAUCGCUCCUUCAGUUACCCCUAAAAGAUGUUCCAGUGGGUUCAACAAUCCUGCUAUAAGACUUUACAAGUUCAACAGUGACACAGGACAGGUGAUAGACUACGUACAAUACUACCUGGACCUGACCACAGCCAACCAGAGGGAGUCAGCUGACUGGACGGUGGAGUACAACCUCACCUCCUACUACGGCUUCCACCGAGGAGUCUCGGCCGGGGAGUUCCAUGACCUCGCAGAAAGCUUCACAGUCACCGACGGUCUUCCACUGUUUGCCAGAUACUACUUAGUGAACUCUGUCAGCACAUCAGGAGUGAUGGCGUCCAUGCAGCAAGCCCAUAAUCAUUAUUGCGCCAUCACAAGACUAGACCCUGGUCAGUUCUACAACUGUCUUGCCUCAGCACCGAGUGCUCUAUUCUCUUCCGCAUCUUCAUUGGACGUUUCGUUAGCCCUUAUAUUAUCAUCUAUUUUAAUACUGAAACUAAGGUGACAAUAGCUUCUCGACCAACAAAUUCGUCAUGAAUAUUGUAAAUACUGUAGAUAAAAGUUUUGUACUUGAUUUGUAAACUAAGUGUGAUGGUCUGACAUUUCGAAGACGUUUUCUGUGAUUGGCGAAUGUUUAGGUAUACUACAGAGUGUUUUUAUUCUCAUAAGGCUAAGGUUUUUAAAUGAGCUGAUUUUGAAUUGUCUUUGGAAAUAUAUUAGUAUUUUACUUAACGCCUAUCGAUUUAUUUGUGGAUUGUUACCUACAAAUUACAACUGAAGUAGUAAGUAAAGUAAAAUAAAAACUCUUCAAAUGAUC
This is a messenger RNA of Macrosteles quadrilineatus (aster leafhopper), 1771 nucleotides long. Its product is annotated as acid sphingomyelinase-like phosphodiesterase 3b. Gene Ontology annotation, molecular function: hydrolase activity. The record is from RefSeq and is a predicted model, not a curated record. The transcript has 11 exons. NCBI's taxonomy places the organism in Eukaryota, Metazoa, Arthropoda, Insecta, Hemiptera, Cicadellidae. The coding region runs from base 119 to 1459 and encodes 446 amino acids.